AUGUCGUCGAGCCAGCAAUCCUAUCGCGUUUCCAAGCAGCCUUUGGCGACCAAUGUCCGGGAAAAUCCGAAACGUCAUCUCAAGUUGGAUCUAAAGACGCUCCAAGCCCUUGAGAGAAGUCAGAAAUCGAGGUCGUCCACUGAUUACUAUGUCUCGAAUCCAGAGAGCUACGAAAGGCUCGCUGCGACAGGAAGCUCUGGUCGUACGCCGCAACAGGCGGAGAUGGAGGCGAAGCAUUACCAGCGUGGUGUGAAUGAAGCCGACAAGAAGCUCGGAUCGAGAAAUGGAGGAGGGAGAGAGGAGUCUAAACGGAAGGCUUAG
Letharia columbiana is the source of this 321-nucleotide messenger RNA. RefSeq lists its product as uncharacterized. Lineage: Eukaryota; Fungi; Ascomycota; Lecanoromycetes; Lecanorales; Parmeliaceae. The transcript has a single exon. The coding region runs from base 1 to 321 and encodes 106 amino acids. The record is from RefSeq and is a predicted model, not a curated record.